Pseudogymnoascus verrucosus is the source of this 1021-nucleotide messenger RNA. RefSeq lists its product as uncharacterized. Lineage: Eukaryota; Fungi; Ascomycota; Leotiomycetes; Thelebolales; Thelebolaceae. The transcript has 3 exons. The coding region runs from base 1 to 777 and encodes 258 amino acids. Gene Ontology annotation, molecular function: acyltransferase activity, transferring groups other than amino-acyl groups. The record is from RefSeq and is a predicted model, not a curated record.
AUGACGAGCAGUAAAGCUAGUUCCACGAUAACUGAGCAGAAAUGUAGCACUUCGCCGGAUAAUGAAACAGUCCGGGUUAUUGACAUAUCUGAGUAUGUCGGCGCCGCAGAAUGCCUCGCCAAAGCAUUUGGGGUCGAUGCUCUUUGCCGCUAUUUCGUCGAUGCCGAAGACACGAAAGAUUACUCCGAGGAACGGAAGUGGAAGCUUCAUUCUGAUAUCCUGCGCUACAUGGUCGCAGCUCACUGCUAUAGAGGCUUCGUCACCACAAUCGGUCCGAACUACGAAGCUGUGGCUCUUUGGCUUCCUCCUGGAAAGGGCAUAGACGAUUGGUGGACCAUCCUCCGCAGCGGUACGUGGCGUCUCUUCUUCUUGCUUUCCCGUGAGGGAAAAGCCCGUUUCUACUCGGAAUUCCUCCCUCUCCUCCAUUAUACCAAACAGAGGGUGCUGGGAGAGCGGGACGGUAAGAGCUACUACCUUGACUACAUAGGCACGAAACCUUCUGCGCGCGGGAAGGGAUAUGCUAGGAAGCUGAUUGAGCACGGCUUGGCAAUGGCGGAUGCUGAGGGCGCACCGACGUACUUGGAAAGCACUGCAGCAGUCAAUGUGCCGUACUACGAGAAAUUCGGCUUCCAAUACAUCAAAGAAGUUCACCUGCAGCGGGAUGAGAAACCGGUUUCGCUGAGUAUCAUGGUCCGAGAGCCCAAGACUAAUUCUGGAGUCUCACAGCCAACGCCGAAGCAGAAAUGCAGCGUCAAGAUUGUGGAGCUUGUUGUCUAGUUGGAGGGCAUGAUAACACCGAAAUACCCUGAAAAAGGGUAUAGUGUUGCCAAAAUGAGUAACUAGAUUGUGUAAUGACUCAAUAUUGGCAGAAAGAAGAAAAUAAAUUAGGCCUAGAAUGGAUGCGCGGCCUUGGAUGAGAUUAAAAAAAAUUGUGUUUUUGGGGAUUUGUAUUUGAUUUAGCUCGUCGAGCUCCGCUCGUUGCAUUUUGCUCAUACUUAGUGUAAUCUAGAUACACGCCGCU